This is a messenger RNA of Chelonia mydas (Green sea turtle), 1794 nucleotides long. It is a transcript of the gene HOXC4, whose product is annotated as homeobox C4. The record is from RefSeq and is a predicted model, not a curated record. NCBI's taxonomy places the organism in Eukaryota, Metazoa, Chordata, Testudines, Cheloniidae. Gene Ontology annotation, cellular component: nucleus. The coding region runs from base 195 to 1088 and encodes 297 amino acids. Gene Ontology annotation, biological process: regulation of transcription by RNA polymerase II; embryonic skeletal system morphogenesis; anterior/posterior pattern specification. The transcript has 2 exons. Gene Ontology annotation, molecular function: DNA-binding transcription factor activity, RNA polymerase II-specific; RNA polymerase II cis-regulatory region sequence-specific DNA binding.
GGGUCUGUUGAUCCUUCUCACCAUCCUGACCCCUUUGCUCCUAGUUUUGAGAUUACACAAACAACAACAAAAAACAACAACAAUGCACACACACACACGCACAUACACACACACAAAUUGGAUACAUUUUGAAAAAGCUUUUGGUUCCUUAUCCGGGGACUAGGCUGGCUGGUGUGAUUGGACAAGGGAGUCACAUGGUGAAAGUAACUUUACGGGGUCGCCAGCUUGUAGGAGGGCUUUAUGGAGCAGAAAAACGACAAAGCGAGAAAAAUUAUUUUCCACUCCAGAAAUUAAUGAUCAUGAGCUCCUAUUUGAUGGACUCUAACUACAUCGAUCCGAAAUUUCCUCCAUGCGAGGAAUAUUCGCAAAAUAAUUACAUCCCAGACCACAGUCCGGAAUAUUACAGCCGGACAAGGGAGUCCAGCUUUCAGCAUCAUCACCAAGAACUGUACCCACCACCAAGACCAAACUACCCAGAACGCCAAUACAGCUGUGCCAAUAUUCAAGCUCCCGGCAACCCAGCCGCGCACCAAAGGGGACAUGGGCAAACUCAAGGAGGCCACCACCUCUCAGAGAAACCGCAGCAGCUCUGUGAGCAGACUGCUCUUUCCAGUUCCUCCACCUCUCCUUCCCCAGCCCCUCCAGCCUGCAACCAGCCAAACCCUGAGCAUCCUAACAGCACAGCUUCUAAGCAACCUAUAGUCUAUCCAUGGAUGAAAAAAAUCCACGUCAGUACUGUGAAUCCCAAUUACAAUGGAGGCGAGCCCAAACGUUCCAGGACUGCGUAUACAAGACAGCAGGUCUUGGAGUUGGAAAAGGAGUUUCACUAUAACAGGUACCUGACAAGGCGAAGGCGCAUCGAAAUAGCUCACUCCUUGUGCCUCUCGGAAAGGCAGAUCAAAAUCUGGUUUCAGAACAGGCGGAUGAAAUGGAAAAAAGACCACAGGCUGCCCAAUACCAAAGUCAGAUCCUCGACUCCAUCUAAUUCAUCGGCGGGCACCAUCGCUGCUGGUAACGCUGCCCCCAGCGAGGAACUAUCACCGGGUACAGCUCAGGAUCAGCGAGCAGAGGAUAUCACAAGGUUAUAAACAAUAUCACACACACACACACACAAAAUUGACUCUGAUUAUUUAUAGAAUCUAAUAUAUAUAUAUAUAUAUUUUGGUUCUUUUCUUGUAGUUUUCCUGUGCGUAUAAAAAACAAUGAGGUCUUCUGUAAGACCACAGGCUUUAGAUGCAUGUAACAUAGCAUGAAGCCAGGUGACCGAGAACCUGCAGGUUUUUUUACGCCAUUUCAGGGUUUUAUUUAUUUUUUAAGGGGUAAGGAAGGGGGAGGGGGGAAGAGGUCAAUGUUCCGUUAGAUGAAUUUAAUGAACAAAUAAGAAUAAUCACAAAGAAAAAGAAUGUAGGUAUUUUGCCCUCUGCGUUACAAAUGUACAAUGAUCUACCGAGGAUAAAAUGGAGCAUUGAAAUUCUUUGGUAUAAAUGUGAAGAAAAAGCUAAAAAAAAAUCAUCAUGAUUCAAAAGGGAAAAAAAAUCACACAAACCAGGCUGAGCGAGUAAUUGGUUUAAAUUUUGAGAAGCAAGGGGGAAAAAAGAAAAGGGAAGGAUAGUGACAUAUUUAAAAAAAGAGCAAGGUUUAAACAAAGUCAGUAGCUAGUUUUUUUGUCGUGGUUAUUUGUGUUUUUGGACUGAUUUUACAUGAUCAUUGUAAACUUGCAAUAAAGAGUUUUAGUGUGUAUGUGAAAGUCCCAGUGUUCAAUAAACCAGUGAGUGUGAAUUAGUUUUACUUUAA